AUGGAUAUCAACACUUACUUAAUGGGAUCAGCACAAGGAAACGGCGGCAAGUUGGAAGUUAGGAGAAAUGGGGACGUUGAGGUCGCAGCAGCAGCAGCGAGCAAAGGAGAGGCUGAGUGGAUAAAACUAGAUGCUAUGCAUUGUGGAAAGAGUGGAAAGGUCGAUCCAGAUGAAGAAGCCAAGAAUUUACUGUUCUGA
This is a messenger RNA of Opisthorchis viverrini, 198 nucleotides long. RefSeq lists its product as hypothetical. The record is from RefSeq and is a predicted model, not a curated record. The coding region runs from base 1 to 198 and encodes 65 amino acids. The transcript has a single exon. NCBI's taxonomy places the organism in Eukaryota, Metazoa, Platyhelminthes, Trematoda, Opisthorchiida, Opisthorchiidae.